This is a messenger RNA of Pelobates fuscus (common spadefoot toad), 1054 nucleotides long. Its product is annotated as gametocyte-specific factor 1-like. The record is from RefSeq and is a predicted model, not a curated record. The transcript has a single exon. Bases 64 to 732 code for a protein of 222 amino acids. Lineage: Eukaryota; Metazoa; Chordata; Amphibia; Anura; Pelobatidae.
GGGCCCUUGGAGGAGAGAGUUUGUUGUGGUGUGUGCGGCGGGCAGGAAAUAUCAGGUUUAGCCAUGGAUGUCACCUGUCCCUAUAACAAUGAGCACAAAAUUCAAGGCACAGAUCUGAGAAUGCACAUUAUGACCUGCCAGGACAGCCGUUGCAAGGAAACUGGCAAUUCUGCAGUGCCACAAGCCACCAAGAAGAAAACUAACUGGAAAGCUUUUCCUGUUCAUUUUAAGCAUGAACAGCCAGAAAUGAAAGUCUAUGGUCCACAAGAUCCAGAGAGACUUCUACAGUGCCCAUAUGAUGCCAAUCACCAGAUAAGGGCUUGUCGAUACCCUUAUCAUCUGAUAAAGUGCAGAAAGAGUCAUCAAGAUGUUGCCAUGCAGCUUGCCACUUGCCCAUUUAAUGCUCGUCAUAUGGUGCCACGUGCAGAACUCAGCCACCAUAUCUCAAGCUGUGAGGAUAAAAGUUGCAUUGAACAGGACAUUGCUGAUGAAAACAGCAUUUACAAAAGAGAUGUGAAGCCUAGCAUGUGGACUUCCCCUCCGUGUUCUGAGGAUUGGGACCAAGAUUUGCAGAGUAAACCGCCUUCUGUGUUCAUGUGGGGGACACCUUCGUACCCUGUGCCUAGUUCUGGAACUUUAAUGGAUCCUAAAUCAAGUCUGGGUUCAAGUUUGCGUGCACCUAAAUCUCUGCCCUAUGUGCUGCCGUGGAAAAUUAGUUCCAGUAAGGACUAAUCUAUUGAAGAAAUCCUACUUUUACAGAUUUGUAAGAGAAGAUUGCCCUUUCAAGUGCCUGUGCGUUGAUAUUGUUGGUGUUUGUUUUGAAUUUGCAAGUUAAACUCUGCUUCAAGAAAGCUUUAUCUAGGCCAUUUCUACACCAUGUCAGGAGGAAAGGGUUUGCAGUUAUAGUAUUUAUGUUGGCGUGUCCCAACUGUUAGCUGGAGUCACAAGCCAUAUUGACAUUUCUAGCAAUGUGCCAUGGGCUACUUUUGUUGGGCACCCUUUCCCAUAGUAACAGUCCUGAGGUAUUUUUGUUUUUACGCACAUGUUUAAAUAC